AUGGGUGCCUGCAGCUCCAAGUCGACCAACAUCGCCGACCCGGUGAUGCAGCCGGAGCAGAUCAGCGCUCCCGCCGACACCGCCGCCGUCGUCGCCACGCCCGAGGUCGCGCCCGCCGAGACGCCCGCCGCCGACGCGGCGGCUGCACCCUCGGCCGUGACGCCCGAGGCGGAGGAGCCCGCUGCAGAGGAGCCCAAGGACGAGGUCGCGGCCGAAGAGAGCGCAGCCGAGGAGGCGCCUGCCGAAGCGGCCGACGAGGUGCCUCCGCCGACCGAGCCGGUCAAGUCGUCCUCCAUCUUGGGCCAGGUGGUCGACUACCUCUCGGGCCGCAAGUCUGAGCCUGCUGUCGAGGAGACCGAGGCGGUCGAGACGGCGGAGGCCGACGCGCCGGCGGCGGAGGUGGAGCAGCCGGUCGCACGCGCGCUGACUGGGGCGGUCGAUGCGGUCGCCCAGCGCGACGACGCUGAGCAAGAGGAGGCUCGCGUCGAGUGGCGGGCAUACACCCUGGCGGCGGGAGAGGCGGGCCUCGCCCGCGAGAUGAGCGUCACGCCAGAGGAGCUUGCUGAGGUCGAGGCACGGCUCGCCUACGGCCACGCGGCCGCGGCGGCCGAGGCUGCCGAGACUGCCGAGGUCGCGGCUCCGGAGCCUGCGGCCGAGGCUGCGCCUGAGGCUGCUCCAGAGGCUGCUCCAGAGGCGGCGCCCGAGGCGGCGGUCGAGGCGGCGCCCGCGGUCGCUCCCGAGGAGGAGGAGGAGGGGCCACCGACGCUGAUCCAGAAGCUGUCCAAGGCCUUCUCGAGCCUCCUGCCCGCCGCGCCAAAGUGCAUGCCCUCCCGCCCCGCGCUUGACGAGGAGCCGGCCGACAGCGACACGCCGGCGCCUGCCGAGCCAGCCGCGGCGCAGUGGGGCACCAAGCGCAUCAGCCAGCAGCACUGGAAGUAG
Molecule: messenger RNA, 939 nt
Organism: Emiliania huxleyi CCMP1516
Lineage: Eukaryota; Haptophyta; Isochrysidales; Noelaerhabdaceae
Exons: 1
Coding region: 1-939 (312 amino acids)
Source: RefSeq, a predicted model, not a curated record